Molecule: messenger RNA, 4175 nt
Organism: Cydia fagiglandana
Lineage: Eukaryota; Metazoa; Arthropoda; Insecta; Lepidoptera; Tortricidae
Gene: flr
Product: actin-interacting protein 1
Exons: 13
Coding region: 131-1954 (607 amino acids)
Biological process (GO): sarcomere organization; locomotion; actin filament depolymerization
Cellular component (GO): cortical actin cytoskeleton
Molecular function (GO): actin filament binding
Source: RefSeq, a predicted model, not a curated record
AUUGUACGUCACUUUUUUAGAAGGCUAUGGAUUAGCGGCCGAUAGUGUUUUCUAUAAUUGAAAAGUAUUUAUUUUACUCUAGGUUUAGCGUAGCUCUCGUAGUAAUAAACUAAUAAAUAGUAGGCAAAACAUGUCGUAUUCAAAUAAAUACAUUUUCGCGGCUCUGCCGAGGACGCAACGCGGUACACCGCUUGUUUUGGGCGGUGAUCCGAAGGGCAAAAAUUUCCUGUACACGAACGGAAAUUCGGUGAUUAUCCGCGAUAUUGAGGACCCGGCGAUCGCCGAUGUGUACACGGAGCACUCCUGCCAGGUUAACGUGGCAAAAUAUUCCCCCAGCGGCUUCUACAUCGCUUCAGGAGACGCGUCAGGCAAAAUCCGCAUCUGGGACACCGUGAAUAAGGAGCAUAUCCUCAAGAAUGAGUUCCAGCCAAUCGGUGGGCCCAUUAAAGAUAUCGCAUGGAGUGCGGACAGUCAGCGUAUGGUCGCUGUCGGCGAAGGCAGGGAGAGAUUCGGCCACGUGUUUAUGUCUGAAACUGGCACCUCCGUCGGCGAGAUCAGCGGGCAGUCCAAGCCGAUCAACUCGGUGGACUUCCGUCCCGCGCGCCCGUUCCGGAUCGUCACGGCCUCGGAGGACAACACGCUGGCCGUGUUCGAGGGGCCGCCGUUCAAGUUCAAGUGCACUAAACAAGAGCACUCCCGCUUCGCGCAGGCGGUCCGCUACAGCCCCGAUGGUAGUCUGUUCGCGUCGGGUGGCUUCGACGGAAAGAUCUUCCUUUUCGAUGGCGUUACUUCGGAGCUUAAAGGAGAGUUCGGCUCCCCAGCCCACAAAGGCGGAGUGUACGGCAUCGCCUGGUCCCCCGACGGCAAGCAGCUGCUCUCCUGCUCCGGAGACAAGACCUGCGCCGUGUGGGACGUCGAGACCAUGGAGAGGAGCAUACUCUUCAACAUGGGGAACGCUGUGGAGAACCAGCAAGUAUCAUGCCACUGGCAAGGCAAGCACCUGAUCGCCGUCUCACUGUCCGGAGACAUCAGCUACCUCGACCCUGAGAACCCAGACAAGCCACUCCGGGUCCUCACCGGCCAUAACAAGCCCAUCACUUGUCUGGCUUUACAUCCGGAUAAGCACACUGUUUAUACAGCUAGUCAUGACGGAUAUGUCACCGCUUGGAAUGUUGCUACAGGUGAAGGCCAACACAUCCAAGGUCAAGGGCACGGCAACCAGAUCAACGGCAUGCGCGCCGGCAAAGAUGGUUCCCUGCUCACCUGCGGCAUCGACGACUCGCUGCGCCGCGCCGUGCCCAAAGCUGAAGGCGAAGUGCCGACGUACACGGAGGCGGCCGUGACGCUGGGCUCGCAGCCGCGCGGCAUGGACCACAUCCUCGACGACGACACCACCAUCAUCGCCACCGUCAAGGAGCUGUGCGUGAUCAUCGGCGGCAGCAAGCAGUCGGCGAUCCCUCUCAACUUCGAGCCCACCUGCGUCGCCAUCGACCCUAAGAGCCGGCACGUCGCCGUUGGAGGAGCGGACAACAAAGUUCGCCUGUUCACCCUGGACGUCCGCACUCUGACCUCGGGAGUUGUCCUGGAGCAUCUCGGCCCCGUCACCGACGUCCGUUUCAGCCCCGACUCGGCUUAUCUAGUCGCCAGCGACGCUAAUAGGAAAGUCAUCCUGUAUAGCACUGAGGAAUACAAGCCGGCGCACAACAAGGAAUGGGGCUUCCACACGGCGCGCGUCAACUGCGUCGCCUUCAGCCCGGACUCCAAGCGCGUCGCCUCCGGCUCGCUCGACACCAACAUCAUUGUGUGGAGCGUAGAAAACCCUGGCAAGCACAUCAUUAUCAAAAACGCACACCCACAGAGCCAGAUCACCGGCGUGGCGUGGCUGGACGACGAGACCAUCGUGUCCGUGGGACAGGACGCCAACACACGCGUCUGGAACGUGCCUAAAGCAUAAACACACACACACAUACGGGCAUUGACGUAUAAAAUCUAAGGACGGGCUAAUGGGGCACUAAAAAUGGUACUAGUUCAGCGGAGUUACUCACGAAUUCCAGCCAAUAGUGCAGUCUAACGCAACUAGUUGCAACCAAUGGCGCGCGUAAUAUGAACUCGUCCACCAAUCGCGCGCGUGAUGCGAACUCAUCCACCAAUCGCGUUGUAGCGGUUUCACACCGCUGUACUGGCCCCUGUCAUGCCUCAUUAUUAUUGCCCGUAAAGCCAGUCCCUAGAUAUCUAUGUCAAUGCAUACGGGGAGAUACUGCGUCGAACGGAUAUUGUGGGGACCGUGCGCGUUGGGGCGUCUUGGGGCCUAAAUCGAAAAACCAAGUCUAAAACAACAUAAUUUUGGUUAUUUAUCCUUUGAUGAUCAUUACGACGGACACAAGUGUAUCUUGUAUACCUAUGUGGGAAAAUAAAUGAAUAAAAAAAUAGGACAAUUGAGCGUCAGGGAGGAUUCAACUACAGAUGUAUUGCAUAAUUCUUUUUCAUCGUAUUUUCACGGAAACGUACGAACGUGUCUUGCCAUUUCAGUCAGUCUUGGUACAAAAAGUGCUGAGUUUGAGUGAAGUACCAUGACAAAAUACGAACGUUUCCGAGAAAAUACGAUGGAAAACAAUUAUGCAUUACGUCUGUAUCUUGGCUAAAUGUGCACUUUAAAGAGUCAAACCUGAUAUUGACAAUUCAUGCCAAUAAGCAAGUACUAAGCAGUAUUGUCCUUUUCGAGGCAUAGUAAUUAUCGACCACAUACGCGGAAAUGGAAUUUCAACUUUAUCAUUACGAUUUAAGGUUCAAAUUAGAUGGCACUUUCGGGAAAUGUGAUUUAUAUUCAAAUGUAUGUAUUUGGGAUUUUUGUGUGAAAUCCUUGUUGAUCGGUGCGACCUGGAAAAGGGUUAACUGUCCCCUACAGUUCAUGCUUCCUCGUGUGCUAUAGGAUUUACCGAUUUUGGCGUAAAACGAUGUUCCUCAGUCCACGCACGCUCUCUAUUAGUAUCCGAGUGGAUGUCAAUAAUUGUUAAACUAGGGGACAUCCCUGGGGAGACCAGCCUUAAAUAUCCAAAUAGUUAUUGAAUACAACUAGAAAGUUCCAUUAUUCAUAGUGCAUUUAUGAUUUAUCCUAUUAAGCUAUAGUCAUAUGCGGCUGCAAAAGCACUUCCAAUUUUAAAGCGGAAAUAAAUGGAGGAAAUCAACUCUACAAUCUCUAAUUUUAUAAUUAAAAAAGAAAUAGGCGACAUGUCUCCCCAAAAACAACGAUAUUUAUAACCCAGAUUUUCUACAUAUAAUUUAACUAACAUAUUUAUUUUGCUUACUUUAAGUUAUAAACUUAAUCAGAUGCUCAGUUUUAUGACAUAAUUUAUUUUUACUAACUGCGCGCGUAUUUAAUUUAAAUGGGACUGACUGUUAAUUUUGAUCUCAAUCAAUCAAAACUGAAGGGUUUGUAAAUGUUGUUAAACUGCAAUAUAUCCAUGACCACAUCUGAUCACUGUAUUGAUAUUGAUAAAUACAAACGUAUUAUAGAGGUCUAUAACAAAAAUAAAACACGACGCCAUUUUUUGAUAUUAUAGCUCUAAGUGAUGUGCCGCACCACGCAAAACAGCCGUUAUGUUACAUUCGAAAACUCAUUCAAAUGUAUACCGUAUACUCCAGCAAUAAAUUCCAAAUUCAAAAUGGUUUUCCAAUUUCUCACGGUUUUGCGUAAGGAGCUGUAUUCAUGUGAAUAACCCUUUUAGAACCCAGGCAUUUAUAUACAAAUAUAUCUUUAUACCAACAUCAUAAUAUAAGAUGUCCAUGGGCAUCGAAGCGGUAAAUCUACACAAUCAAUUGCAUAUAUAGUCAAAAUUACUUAAAAACGCGAUUAUAUUUCUUGUUUUUGUCUGAAAUGGUUAUUCUUUUCAACAAAACUGCAUACAUGUUUAAAGAACUGCUCUAAGCAUGUAACAGUCAGUCCUGUAUUAUUUAUAAUAUCAUAGAGAUUUAGAUCUAAGAGAUCGCCAUCUGCUACUAACUAGUGUGACUGCAUUUAUACCAGUUUUCCUAUGAAUUGUGAACAAAACUUGUAUCUAAACAGUAUUUUUAUACUAAUUUCUAAAAUAUUUUUCUCGAUUUUUUACGUGAUUUCUACUGAACUAAAAUGAAGUAUGUAUGUAACUAGGAUAAGUAAUAAAUUGUAUACACUUGUA